AUGACGAUGAAGUGGGUAUUACUUUUAGUGUACAUGUUCCCAAUGCCGGAUUCGUCAGUCAAUGCUUGUGGGGAGCUUCUGACGGAUACGUUCGGCGUCAUCACGAGCCCCAACUACCCAAAGGAUUACGUCAACAACAUUACUUGUGAAUGGAUCAUCGACGCACCAGAGAGCAGCCGGAUCAAUGUGGAGUUUACAGACUUCGCAUUGGAGUUUCAUUACCAGUGCGCAUAUGACUACGUGGAGCUCUUCGAUGGGCAUAACGCCUCCUCUCUGUCAAUCGGGAAGUUCUGUGGCGCCACAGCGCCACCUAGUGGUUUUGAGUCGCAGUCGAGCUCUGUCCGUAUUGUCUUCUUCACAGACGCCACCAAUACAGCGAGGGGUUUCAGACUUUCUUUCUCCAGACAAGGUAGCAGUCAUUAUAAGAAUGUUUUCGUUUGCACGUCAAUUAAAGAAGACAAAUGUUCGAAAUCGAAAUCUGAUCUUCAUUAG
Dreissena polymorpha is the source of this 492-nucleotide messenger RNA. Its product is annotated as tolloid-like protein 1. The coding region runs from base 1 to 492 and encodes 163 amino acids. Lineage: Eukaryota; Metazoa; Mollusca; Bivalvia; Myida; Dreissenidae. The transcript has 3 exons. The record is from RefSeq and is a predicted model, not a curated record.